Molecule: messenger RNA, 3050 nt
Organism: Brienomyrus brachyistius
Lineage: Eukaryota; Metazoa; Chordata; Actinopteri; Osteoglossiformes; Mormyridae
Product: thymic stromal cotransporter homolog
Exons: 4
Coding region: 186-1484 (432 amino acids)
Biological process (GO): transmembrane transport
Cellular component (GO): membrane
Molecular function (GO): transmembrane transporter activity
Source: RefSeq, a predicted model, not a curated record
CCUAUCACUUCCUCCCUUUUCUGAAAUGGGAACCGGGGCGCUUUCACUUUAGCAGUGAAUUCAGAAGAUGCGGGAGUGCAGCUGAAUGUUCACGUUUUCGGCUUCAUAGUCUGACAAAGGCUUUCGUUCGGACACAUUCGUAUUUUGUAUUUAUUUAUUUAUUUUUAAUUCAUAAAAUCAUAGCAAUGGGAUGUCUGGCGUGGCUUCGGACGCGCGUUCACCCGGCUGUCGUGUGCGCUGAGAUAGCCAGCGCUUUCUACGACACCGGCUUGCAGAUGGUGGUGAAGGAGCGCUGCUCCGACAACUCCACGACCACCGAGGAGGACCAGCAGAAAGCCAUGUCAAAUUUUUACAUGACAUACACCAUGUUAUCAAACCUGCUUCCAUUCUUACCUGCGUAUUUUUUGGCGAGAUACGGAGACAGGGGAUUUAGGAAGGUACCUAUCGGCGUGCCCCUGUUGGGGUAUCUGAUCUCCAGGACCCUUUUGUUGCUGGUGAUACUCCUAGAGUUACCCAUCCAGGUGAUGUUCGGCGGGGCUGUGGUGUACGGCUUGUGUGGAGGCUACUCCUCUUACUGGGCAGGCGUUAUGGCUCUGGAAUCGGCCACCUCCCAAAAGGAGCGGAGGUCCCUCCGGAUAAUGGGGAUUGAACUCGCGUACGGAAUCGCAGGUUUUGUCGGAAGUUUAUUAUCCGGUCACCUUUUUCAAAUAUAUGCGUUGGGCGAUAAAAAUGGGGCAGUAUUGGUGGUGUUAUGCAUUUUUCUGUAUUUCUUGUGCAUUAUCUACACAUUUUUCUUUCUGGACAUCCCCGGAACAAGUGCAGGAAACAGAGAACAUCGGCAAGAAGGAAACGUCGGGAUUUUGUGGAACAUAGUGGAAUACCCACGCUCCUUUAACACGGUCAUUGUACUGCUGUUUAUCAGUGCCGUCCUGUAUGACAUCGCUGUGGCAGGCGGCAUGGAGAUGCUGAUGUCUUUCAUAGAGAAAGAGCCUUUAAACUGGGAUGCCAAGCAAGUGGGCUACAGCAACGCCGCAGGCUUCCUGAUCUUCUUCACCAGUUUCUUUGGAGUCUGGCUUUUCUCCAAGUGCGUCGGGGACGCCUCGAUGAUAAUGAUGGGAAUGGUGUCCUUCGCUGCUGGGAUUUACUUCAUGUCAUUUGUGACAGCGACCUAUAUGUUCUAUUUGGCUCGAUCUCUGACCCUGUUUGCGCUGAUCCCGAUGCCCAUGAUUCGCUCUGUGUUAUCUAAGCAGGUGCAGCCUUCCUCCUAUGGGAAAAUUCUUAUUUGCCUGCAGCUGUCCUUCACUCUUGCCAGUUUGAUCUACUCGCCGAUCUACACCAAGGUUUACCAAAGCACUCUGGGCUGGCUUCCUGGCUUUGUCUUUUUAUUGUCCAGCAUCAUCACAGUCCUGGCGAUCAUACCCGUAAGUAUCGUAGGCUGUAAGAUGGCACGGCAGGAAGGCUACGUGAGCAUCGAAGGUGACUGACGAGUCUCAUAUUUUGGAUUCCAAGCUUGUAUUUCAGCCGCUCCACCCAUGUGAGCUCACAAAACCAGGACAGACCAGGUAUCCUUAGAGCACCUCGCUUCGAUACUUCCUAGCGGAAUUUGUCCCAAGGGCAAGCCCAGAUCAAAACCAAAAAAGGACUCUGAGAGAGAUUCACAAUCAUCAGUAUAUAUAAGAAGGCAUAUCGUAUAAGAAGUAAAACUGCUAUUUCUUAAUGUAUAAAUUUGUACGAGUAAACCUAUUGUGGAUUUCUGUUUUCUGAAAUUUAUACAUAUUCAUAGGCUUACAGUAUAAGACAAUCAUUGCAUUUAUUACUCUUCUGAAAAUAUCUCAUUCUCUUGUCAUGUCUGUUAUGCUAUUUAUUAUAUAUCGGGAUGGUCUCUCCCUAUGAGCCUCCCUGGCUCCAGAUGACUGACCUAAUCUGACCUUCAGCAUUGUCCAUUGUGGUGUCCUUUGGAACUUGAAUCUUGCUUUGCAACCAGCUUAGCUAUGUGCUUUGCAGUCGGCAUCCCGUCAGCACACAGUGCUUGGUAUUUGGAGGUAUGCCAGCUUGAAGGGAAAUAUCUGAUGGGCGGAAUACUGUCCCACCUGAGAGUAUGUGGCUCGGGGAGUUAGUAAAGUCUGACUUUUUCUUUGCCCUUGUUCUGUUUUUCUGACAGCUGUGCCUUGUAAGUUUUUUUUUUUCAGAAUGUAUUUGUCUGCAGGAAAACUAAGGCAUUUGUAGGCAGGAGUUUUAAUAUUCUGUUUAUUUAUUUGUUGACAUGCUGAAUCAUACUGAUGAAGAAAUAUUACAUCAGUUAUAUAUUACGACUACACAGAUGUUAGGUAUGAAGGUAGGAGGGUUUACAUAAGAAGUAUGAUUUGUAAAUCAAUUUCUCUGUGUCCUGUACCAGUCAAAUGUCUGGACACACCUACAGGAAAUCAUUUGUUUUUCAACAAGAUAAUGACCCAGAAUACGCCUUAGGUUAUGCAGUAAGUAUUAUCUUGAGAACGAGGAUAGAGAUGAAGUGCUGCGACCCCCACAAUCCCUCGACCUAAACCCCAUAGAGCUGGUUUGGGUUGGGUUGAAGAGUAAGUGCGAGGUAGCCAACCUGUCCUCAGACCUUGUGGGAACUUCUUCAGGACUGUUGGAGAAGCAUCCAGGAGGCUACAUCUGGAAGCUGCUUGAAAGAAUGGCAAGAGUCUGCAGUGCUGCCAUCAAAGCAAAAGGGGAGUCCAAAACUUCCGAAUAUUUUGAGAUGUCGAACACUUCUGGUUGUUUUAAUACUUGAUUCAUACUACUGUACUUGCUUCGAGACUUUUUACUGUGGGAGAAUAUAGCUAUGGAGACAAAUGUAUUAAAGGCAGGUGUGUGUGGACCUUUGACUGAUACCGUUUAUCACGAGUAGGAUGGCGUGUUGGAUCAGUCAGUAGUUCGCGCCCAGAGUUGGGGGUUACAGUCUUAAUUUUGCUGUGUGUAUGGACAUGUUCUCACCUAGGUUUCCUCUCACAACUCAUGUUUUUUUCCCGUGGCAUUUUAAGAAUAAAAUGUGUGGUUCACUUGUUAAA